This is a messenger RNA of Acanthaster planci (crown-of-thorns starfish), 3460 nucleotides long. RefSeq names its product gastric triacylglycerol lipase-like. Lineage: Eukaryota; Metazoa; Echinodermata; Asteroidea; Valvatida; Acanthasteridae. Gene Ontology annotation, molecular function: hydrolase activity, acting on ester bonds. The record is from RefSeq and is a predicted model, not a curated record. Gene Ontology annotation, biological process: lipid metabolic process.
UACAUGUACGGUACAUACAUGUCAGAGUCAGUGAAUGAUGCAUGCAGUGGACCUUGUGAUUUUUGUACUACGGGAGAAGUCUUCCCUUGAAGGUGGACGAUUUAAAGUUGGCGCUAAAAAACGCGCUCUGCACACACGCCAUGCCGCACCGUGCGUGCGUUCGACCAGGCACCACGGUCGCUGUCGUAACUCCGGUUCGUUCGUCAAACACAACGCCGAUUGCGGUACGGUGCGUGGUGCGGAUCUGGAGCAGUCACCUCCCAGUUACUGGUGCGGCAACAGGCAUAGUUCAUUUGGCUUCUACCUCUGGUGACUUACGCUCUACCUUGACGAGGCCUCAAGAAUCGUGGAUCAGAACUUUGUCGAUUUUUCGCAGCAUCCCGUCUUUGCCGCCGUUUCCAAAGUUCCUCCAAUAUGUCUCAAGUUUCAGUCCUCGGCAUCUUCUUCUUGUUGGCUCUUGUGUGCAGCGGGGACGCAUGGAUGGACUGGUUUUGGAACUGGAACUCCAGCGAAGGGGUCGACCCAGACGUGAAAAGGAACGCGAGCGAGCUAAUCACCAGCAAAGGUUACCCUUGUGAGGAGCACUACGUAACCACUGCUGAUGGCUUCAUCCUGGGCCUGCAGCGCAUCCCCCACGGCCGCAAUGAAACAGCAGACCCAUUGCCCUUGACCAACCAGACUGCCAAUGCCACCAACCAGGAAACCAAGAAGCGACCUGUGGUCUUCCUCCAGCAUGGCUUGCUGUGCUCCUCCACCAAUUGGCUGACCAACCUGGCCAAUGAGAGCUUUGCCUACAUCCUGGCUGAUGCCGGGUUUGAUGUGUGGCUGGGCAAUGUGAGAGGGAAUGUCUACUCCAAGCGACACACCCACCUGAGUCCAGACUCGGAUGAGUUCUGGGAUUGGAGCUGGGAUCAAAUGGCCGAGUUUGAUCUGCCAGCCAUGGUCGACCUGGCCCUGGAGGUUAGUGGUCAAGAUCAGCUGUAUUAUGUUGGACACUCCCAGGGGUCACUCAUGGCAUUUGCUGAACUGUCCAGGAACAAAGAACUGGAGAAGAAGAUAAAAAUGUUCUUUGCCCUUGGCCCAGUGACAACCGUUGGUCACAUGACAAGUCCCCUGAGGUACCUGUCAACUUUUGUUCCCGAAAUUGAGUUCUUGCUGCACAUACUCGGAGUGAGAGACUUCAUGCCAUCGUCCAAGAUCACCCAGUGGCUGGCAGCCGACAUCUGCUCCAGCUCAACUGAUAUAUGGUGCGAAAACAUCGUCUUCGUUCUUUGCGGCUUUGACAGGGCUAAUCUGAAUGAGUCCAGAAUGCCUGUGUAUUUCGCCCAUUCACCUUCUGGAACAUCAGUUCAGAACAUGAUCCACUUCGCCCAGAUGGUGUCCUCCGGGGAAUUUCAGAUGUACGACUACGGCACCAAAGGGAAGAACAUGGCACAAUACAACCAAACCACUCCCCCGCUGUACUACCCGGAGAACAUCAAUGUCCCUGUAGUGCUGUACUGGGGGGGCAAUGACUGGUUGGCCGACCCUAAGGAUGUGCAGCUGCUCAUCCCCAGGCUCAGGAGCCUCUGGCAGAACGUCUACAUCCCGCAGUAUGACCACCUGGACUUCAUCUGGGGCACCGACGCGCGCCACUGGGUCUACGAGCCCAUCAUCAGGACCAUCCAGAGGGAGGAGAGCCCAGAGAUCUUGGAAGAGGAUAAUGAUGAGUCGUCUUCCUCCGUCAGUGAGGUGAUCCUGGAGUAUUACAAGAAGAUUGAGGAGAUGCAAAAUGCGAACGAAAAUGCUACAGAUGCAAUUUAAUAUCUUCCUCUACACUGUUUCCCACAUUAGUAACCCCCCCAUGAGUUUUCCUAUAUGUCAUUCAUAUAUAUACAUGUAUAGAUCAGUAGAUUAGUUUAAAUCAAGUGGAAGUCUUUUAUAAGUGGCCCUGUCAUCAGUUAGCCUAUCUGACGAUCCUAUCAUACUUCUUGUACCUGUGCUUCCAAUGUGUGCUUAAGAGUGAGGUGGCCUUGUGGCUAGUGUUUAUGGCUCAUGGACAUAGAGUCAGGGGUUGAAUCCAGCUGCUGGAUCACAUCUUGUGAAUUGAGACAAGUCGUUUCACUCCCACUUGCCUCUCCUCACCAAGGAGUAUAAAUGGGUACUGGUGAGGACAGAGCUGGCUGUAUAUGUUUGAUCCGGGGGUUUGGGCCAGAAAUGGCAGCAUUGAGCUGCCUACUUCCCAGGGAGCUGAGAUGGUUUAGGAAUGUUUAUGGCCCAGUGAGUAGGGAUAAUAAUAAGCACUUGGUAUCACCUGGUAAUUUGCUGCUAUAUAAAUACAGUCCUUAUUGUUAUUAAGGAAAAGAGAUUGUUUUCUAUUUGUUGAGAAGAAUUGUACAUACCAGCUACAGCACAACUUUGUAAUCUUGAACAGUUGUCGAGACUUAAGUUCCCACCGAUUUAUAAAAUUUAUUAUAAAAUACUGUUAAUUCUUGCCAAUUUUGAAUUUAUGCAAAACUUAGCUCAGCUGUCUCGUGUAGGCCCUGCAUUGCCAACUUCUGUGUUUGACAUGGGACCGCAAAAAUAGUUCCAAGUGUGCCGCUCGCCAAGAUAUUGUAACUAAUGGGUUUUCCUGGUCAAGUCAAACAGUUUAAUAAUAUGUAGGAAACUCUUUACUUGUAAGUCCAACUCACUGUUUUGAAAAGCAACUCGUAGUUUGAUCUUGUAGCUUUCUACCAGAGGCUUACAAAGUCGCAAGGGUUUUCGGUGUUACCUAACAGCAACUAGUUUUAUAAGAACCAGUAUCAAGAACUUAAUUAUGUUACCUUUUCUAGUGUCCAGUUUUAUUUUCUUCAAACUUGAAGGUUCUUCAGUCUGAUAUAUCAAACGGCAAAUGUUCUCUUUGGCUGUUAUGAUGUCUCCCACACCGUUCUUAAUUGCAAAAAUCAAAGAGUAUAUUUUCCUUUACCUUCAGUCAGUCUUGACAAGUGACAGUCCUGCCUCAGUGCCUCCCGUAGGCUGUCAGAAGAAGAAGGAAAAAAAAUCGAGAAUUGUUUACAGUAUCACUGUCAUUGCUAUUUUCAAAUCCACAGCCACUUAUGUGUAAAACCGGUGCCCCGAUAUGGUGCCACUUCUCGUGGACACGAGUACUUCCAACCAUGAAAGACAAGAACAAAUGUCGAGGGUUGUCAGUUGCUGUGAAAACUUGUCAAAAAUGCCAUCAAUUUUGAACAGAAAAAAAAAUUCAAGACUAUAAAGUCAUUCAAAAAAUUGUUUACUUGUAAUUUUAUUAUUUUAGUCAUCUUAUAAUAAUGCAUAAUUUUGAAUUCACCAUGCUUAAGAUUGAUUUUAGUCUAAUCCGUCCCUUUUUGUAUGCAUGUGCAUGUACUCCUAUGAAACUUGUUAGUAACGUUUUGUGUUACUGAAAAUAAAAUAAUAAAAUAAAGUUACGACCAGGGUUUGUCCCCUGGUCGCAAGUUUA